AUGAGCUGGACCACAGUUGGACCAAAGGCCUCAGUUUGCCUUGCACGGCAGGCCGCCCCUGAUCUCCUCCGUCAACAAAUCGUGGUGCAGCGACAUUCCCUACCGAGGAACCUUUUCCACCAUUCCCGCCGUUCAAGGCCCUUCAGCAGCGCACAACGUCUCAACCUCUCUACAUCUUCAGUACUCAGUGCUAGCUCAGAUGCGAAGAGCAAGCCGUCGCGAUAUGCAGCUGCUGCGGAACCGGACGCCAGGGCUGCUCCUUCUGUCAGAGUCACUGAUAACAGGAGCAAUCAAUCCAGCAGCACCAGCAACGCCGAGACCUCUUCGCGCAGCACACCGACAGAAAAUGUGCUCAAUGUGGACGCAGAGGUCAAGGCAGAGAAGCAAGCAGCAUCUUCUCCAUUUUCCUCCUCCACAUCAGCGAGCUCUGGUCAGUCGCCAUCACAGCAACAACAGCAACAGCAGCAGCCGGAACCUUCAUCCGACGGUCAGCAACAAGACCAGCAAGCGCAACAGACCCCAAAUGCCACACAAGCCAGUACAGGCCCCCUCAGUGGCGAAGACCUUCUCAAGCAACGCUUCUUCCAUGCUCAAGAACAGAACAAGAGGGUCUACUCCGGUCUAACUCCUCCGCUCAAUCCUGCAACCAACCUCUAUCCUUCUUUUGCCACCCCUCAGUCCGACCAGACCAUCUUUCCUUCUGACGGAUCCGCUUCGUCCUCUUCCACAGCGUCAGGUUCAACAUCACCUCCGCCAGAGUCCUCCCAGCACUCGACAACCUCAUCCGGUGCUUCUGCUGAUGGCGCAACAACACCACAAACGGCAAGCACUUCCAACGCUGGGCAGAGGGACAUCGAGUUCGAUCAACGUUUGCACCGACCCGCCUCCUCCCAGUCUCUGCAGAGCUUGCAGGUGCCUUUCGACACUCAUGGUUUUGUGAAGAGGUUAGAGUCUGGAGGCUGGAUUUCGAAUGCAGCCAAAGCACAGCGACUGGCAGCUAGUAGCAAGCCAGGAAAGGGCAAGCAAGCUCAGAAUGAGUCCGGUUCACAGGAGCUAGGUCUUCAAAUCGCUCAGCGACACGACCCGGCAGAAGCAAUCAUGGAAGGCGUCCGCCAUCUUAUCACCACUCGCGGUCGGCAACUCGCACAUGCCUGUCUCAACAAAAGUGACGUUGAGAAUCAAACCUAUCUCUUCAAAGCAGCUCUUUCGGAGAUUCGCACCGAAGUGCAAGUGCGUGGACGCAACGACGCUGCUGGAUUGCGAAGCAUCACAACCCUUCUUCAACGUGAAGUCGAUGCUCUGGAGCAAAAGAUGAAAGAAGACGUCGAACGACUCAAGCACGACAUUCAGGUCGAUAUGAACAACCGCAAAGCCGAGUCGAAAGAAGAGCAGAACAAUCUGGAGCAAGAGAUUCAGGAUCUCAAUAACCGGUUCACCAUCAGUCUUUCCGAUCUGAAGACGGAGAUUGAGCAGAAUGUCAAGUGGGAUGCAACCAGACGCAGUCUCUUCCUCGUGUUUGGUAUCGCUGCUAUCGUUGCAGCCAAUCUUGCUAUCGCUGAUUACCUGACCAGGGACGAUGAGGCGGCAAAGGCAGCAGCGAGCAAGGAGACGAUCAAUGCCGGUCAUCCACCAGCGUCAGCUAAUGCAGCUGCGCCGGCGUCGUUGGGAUGGGCGACAGAGGGUCGCAUUCUGUCGGUGUUGCCAAUUAUGCUGCUCAGGCCGAACGGACGUGUGGCUGCAGCUAGUCGUCGGGCUUUCAGACAGUGGCAUCGUCAAUUCUCGAGUCAUAUACCUGCAGUGGCCACAGCAGGUCUGUACACUGCUACCAAGCAGCCGUUCAGCACGCGAUGCCGAAAGAUUGGCGCAGCUUCGCCAUCGCUUGCUACACGGGCAUCCAGCUUGUCUGCAAGUAUCAGAAAGGAGAGCGUCGCUGAGCUCCGCGUUCCUGAAUCGGACAUUCUGAUUCGCCCGCUCUCGGACGGAAUCACGAUCGAGUCGCAGCAACUGGGUCUCAAACCCUUCCACUUCGAUCACGUCUGGCUUCGUGAUGCCUGCCAAGCACCGCAAUCGGUUCAUCCUAGCAACCGCCAGAAACUUUUCCACACCAGCGAUGUGCCACUUGGCGUUGACCUGCUUGAUCGCAACCACCCUCCAUCCUUGGUGACCUCGGGAGACGAGCCAGCACUUCGAUUGACCUUCGCUAAGGAGCACGCCGUUGUCAACGUUUUCACUGCCACUUUUGGCUCGGUCAAGCCAGCAGAUGCACCGCACGUCUCGGAUCUGCCCACCUCGUUCUUGCUCCGACAUGCCAUCCCGGAGUUGUACGCGGAUACACAUAUGGACAUCAUGGCCGUCCCCGAGUGCUGGGCUGCCAAAGAUCUCAGCCACUUCAAAACGGAACCUUGGACACCUGACGCCCCGCUCCCCGCCCAUGUGCUGCUAAAGGGCGCUGUGGCCCGACCAGCUCGUAUUCCAUGGGACGCCAUCAAACCAGAAACCACUUCCAACGACCGCACUCAAGCUCUCUACUCGCUCACCGAAGCCGUCGUCCGCGAUGGCUUCGCAUUCGUCACCCGUCUCCCCACCGACACUACCUCCACCGAGCCCGGCCCCGAAUCAGCCCGUCUUCGCGAUCUAGCCUCAACAAUGGGUGAACUCCGUAACACCUUCUACGGUCUCCUCUGGGACGUCCAAUCCAAAGCCGACGCUCGCAACAUCGCAUACACCAACCUCGAUCUCGGCUUGCACAUGGACUUACUCUAUUUCCAAAACCCACCCCGCUUCCAAUUCUUGCAUAUGCUGAGGAACAAAGUUCGCGGAGGAGCAAGUAUCUUUGUCGACAGUUUCAAAGUCGCUGAACGGAUGUGGGAGCAAGAUCGCGAACUAUGGGAAGGUCUCACCAAAGUUCCGGUUGGAUUUCAUUAUGUUAAUGAUGGAAGACAUUAUAGGUUUACGCAUCCGACUUUUGAACUUGCACAUGAGACCGAGGGACACGCUGGACCGGCGUUGGAAGGGACAACUAUGCCGAGGUUGAGUGCGGUGAAUUACUCCCCUCCUUUCCAGUCUCCUCUGCCCCUGCAUCCGACAAAGGCGCUGGAGACGAAAGAGAAGAGAGAGUUGUUUUAUAGAGCGCUCAAAAAGUUUUCAGAUUUGACGCUUGCGGAGGAGUUUAGGUAUGAGAAGCAGAUGGAAGAGGGGGAGUGUGUUAUCUUUGAUAAUAGGAGGGUCUUGCAUUCAAGGAAGGGUUUUGAGUGGGAUCAGAGUGAAAAGGGAGAGGUGAAAAGGUGGUUGAAAGGGUGUUAUGUUGAUGGCGAUGCUAUUUGGAGUACGUAUAGGACGUUGAGAACGAAGGUUAUUGGUCGGCAGCCACUGACUCGCAGCAGGGGUUUGCAUGCUCAAGUGUCGGCUAGGCGAGAGUUCAGCACCACCACCAACAACGCCGCAACUAUCACCGCUGCCUCUCCCAGCAGCGCAGUUGAAGCACUGGAUCCAUCAUCAUUCGCACCGCUAUCCGACGAUCCGACAGUAGUAGAUCUUCGUUCGGUCUCCGGACUACGCUCUCGUGAUCCCUCCACCAGUUUCUCCUCCUACCGCCCUGUUCUACCAAUCUCAACAGCUACGAUCCCAAAGCUCUACAAACAGCUCUCCAAAUCUCGCCUAACCUUCCUCGUCGUCCUCACCGGAAUGGCAGGGUACGCACUCUGUCCAGCCUCACUCACCGUAGCUGUAGCAUCCCCUGUCACCACACUCCUCGCUCUUACCGCAGGGAUGGCUUUGUGCAGUGCAGCAGCCAACACCCUAAACCAACUAGUCGAAGCACCGUAUGAUGCGCAGAUGUCUCGUACGCGGAACCGACCUCUACCAUCACGUGUUGUUACACCUCUGCAUGCGUUUGGAUUUGCUUCCACUUGCGUUGUCUCCGGUGUUGGAGUGCUAGCUACAAUGGUUAACCCUCUCACCGCAGUGUUGGGCGCAGCAAACGUAGUGCUAUACUCCUUCACCUAUACGCCGUUGAAGAGGGUAAGCAUCGCAAACACAUGGAUCGGAGCAAUCGUUGGCGCACUUCCUCCUCUAAUGGGUUGGGCUGCUUGCACUGGUACCCUUUCCCACUUCCACGACCUGGGUGGCUGGAGUCUCGCAGCCCUCCUCUUCGCGUGGCAAUUCCCCCAUUUCAACUCUCUCGCACACACCCUUCGCGCAGAAUACGCUAGAGGAGGAUACCGAAUGAUGGCAGUCACCAACCCAGCCCUAAACCGUCGAGUCUCUUUACGAUAUGCACUAGCCCUCCUACCCAUAUGCACUGUUAUGAUACCGCUUAGCGGGAUUGUUAGUCCCGUGGCUUAUGCGGUACUGAGUACACCGUUGAACGGGCUGAUGGUUCAUGCUGCAUGGAAGUUUUAUAGAGAAGGAACUGUGAAGUCUGCAAGAUGGUGUUUUUGGGUUAGCCUGAUUCAUUUACCUGCAGUGAUGCUAUUGGCAAUGGGUUGUAAGGCGGAAGUUUGGGAUGGGUUGUAUAGGUUCUUUGGUUGGUCUAGCACAGACGAGGUAGAAGAAAGUGAGGCGAAGCUCGUGUAA
Messenger RNA from Ustilago hordei, 4575 nucleotides. RefSeq lists its product as uncharacterized. Gene Ontology annotation, cellular component: mitochondrion; membrane. The record is from RefSeq and is a predicted model, not a curated record. The coding region runs from base 1 to 4575 and encodes 1524 amino acids. Gene Ontology annotation, molecular function: oxidoreductase activity; protoheme IX farnesyltransferase activity. NCBI's taxonomy places the organism in Eukaryota, Fungi, Basidiomycota, Ustilaginomycetes, Ustilaginales, Ustilaginaceae. The transcript has a single exon. Gene Ontology annotation, biological process: heme biosynthetic process.